AUGGGCACGGGCGGCCCCCGGCGGGGCGAGGGCCCCCCCGACGGCGGCUGGGGCUGGGCGGUGCUGGGCGCCUGCUUCGUGGUCACCGGCUUCGCCUACGGCUUCCCCAAGGCCGUGAGCGUCUUCUUCCGCGCGCUCAUGCGCGACUUCGGCGCGGGCUACAGCGAGGCGGCCUGGGUGUCCUCCAUCAUGCUCGCCAUGCUCUACGGCACCGGCCCGGUGUCCAGCGUCCUCGUGGCCCGUUUCGGCUGCCGCCCGGUGAUGCUGGAGGGCGGGCUGCUGGCCUCGGCGGGCAUGGUCCUGGCUUCCUUCGCCCGGCGCCUCCUGGAGCUCUACCUGACGGCGGGGGUGCUCACAGGCCUGGGCCUGGCCCUCAACUUCCAGCCGUCGCUCAUCAUGCUGGGGCGGUACUUCGACCGGCGGCGGCCGCUGGCCAACGGGCUGGCGGCGGCGGGCAGCCCCGUGUUCCUGGCGGCGCUGUCGCCGCUGGGCCAGCAGCUGCUGGAGCGCUUCGGCUGGCGCGGCGGCUUCCUGCUGCUGGGCGGCCUCCUGCUGCACUGCUGCGCGUGCGGCGCCCUCAUGCGGCCGCCGGGGCCCGGCCCUCGGCGCGGGGGCAGCGCCCGGGGGGCGCGGGCGGAGGCGGCCCGCCAGGGGCUGAGCCCGAGCGCGGCGCCCGCCGGCCCGGCCCGCCGCCGCCUGCUGGACGUGGCCGUGUGCGCCGACCGCGCCUUCGCCGUGUACGCCGUCACCAAGUUCCUGAUGGCGCUGGGGCUCUUCGUGCCCGCCAUCCUGCUGGUGAACUACGCCAAGGACGCGGGCGUGCCGGACGCGGACGCCGCCUUCCUGCUCUCCAUCGUGGGCUUCGUGGACAUCGUGGCGCGGCCGGCGUGCGGGGCCCUGGCCGGCCUGGCGCGCCUGCGGCCGCACGUGGCCGACCUCUUCAGCCUGGCCCUGCUGGCCAACGGGCUCACCGACCUGAGCAGCGCGCGCGCGCGCUCCUACGGCGCCCUGGUCGCCUUCUGCGUGGCGUUCGGCCUCUCCUACGGCAUGGUGGGGGCGCUGCAGUUCGAGGUGCUCAUGGCGGCCGUGGGCGCGCCCCGCUUCCCCAGCGCGCUGGGCCUGGUGCUGCUCAUCGAGGCCGUGGCUGUGCUCAUCGGACCGCCUUCUGCGGGCCACCUGGUGGACGCGCUGAAGAGCUACGAGGUCAUCUUCUACCUGGCGGGCUCCGAGGUGGUCCUGGCCGGGCUCUUCAUGGCUGUGGCCACCAACUGCUGCCUGCGCCGCGCUCAGGACGCCCCGCCUCGCCCCGGCACCGAGGGCGGGGCCAGCGACUCGGAGGCCGCAGAGGCCGAAGGGGACUCCGAGCCCCUGCCCACCCCGGAGCCCAGUGUCCCUGAGGCUCUGGAGUUGCUCAGCCCUGGGGCUGGGCCCUCAGCACCCGAGGUGGAGGCAGAGCCAGGGCUGGACCCGGAGUCUGUGUAGCGCAGAGGCGUGGGGUGGAGAGCUAGUGACUGCAGACACAGGGCUUCCCUGGCCGAGGGAGGCUGCUCAGGGUGGUCACCCCUGGGUGCCAGGUGCGAGCUUCCUCCCUGUCUGCCCCUCGAGCCAUGGCC
Molecule: messenger RNA, 1613 nt
Organism: Myotis myotis
Lineage: Eukaryota; Metazoa; Chordata; Mammalia; Chiroptera; Vespertilionidae
Gene: SLC16A8
Product: solute carrier family 16 member 8
Exons: 4
Coding region: 1-1482 (493 amino acids)
Biological process (GO): monocarboxylic acid transport; transmembrane transport
Cellular component (GO): membrane
Molecular function (GO): monocarboxylic acid transmembrane transporter activity
Source: RefSeq, a predicted model, not a curated record